AUGCCAGCAAAGGCAAGUACAAAAAAAAGUGCCAAAUCAGAAGAAGAUCCUAAGAAAAAAGAUACAAAAGGUACAAAAAAAGGUGCAGAUGAAACAAGUGGAACAGCAUUAGGUAAUAUUGAUCUUGGUUCAGUAUCCAAUGAUAAUACUUCAACAUCAAAAGCAGCAACAAGUAAUUUAGCUCGUGGAACAUCUCAAUCAGGUACACCAUUAGAUGAUCAUACUAAUAAAGAUCCAGGUGUAUCAACAUCAGAACUUAGUCAACAUACCGAUGGAAAUCGUGAAAGCGGUGAAACUGGAGUAAAUGUUGGAGACAGUAUUACUGGUACAGCUCUAUCAGAUGCUGAUAUUAAAUAUGAAGAACCUAUUUUACCUAAUCUUAUUGUAUUAAGUUAUGAAGGUGGUAAAGAAAAAGGUUUGUAUGAAGGAUAUGGUAAAGCUACAUAUGUUGGUGAUCAUAGUUAUACUGGUGAUUGGAGUGGUGGUAUGAUGAAUGGACAAGGACGAUAUGAAUGGGCUGAUGGUGUGAUUUAUUCAGGUACAAUUGUGAAUAAUCAACUAGAUGGUGUUGGAACAUAUCAAUGGCCAGAUGGAAGUGUAUAUCAAGGUGAUGUAUAUCGAGGUCGUCGACAUGGUACAGGAAUAUUUCGACAUGGCAAAAGUCCACUUACCUAUGAAGGUGAAUGGCAUAUGGGUAAUAUGCAUGGAAAAGGCACAUUACAAUUUGGCCGCGAAGGACAAAAUUAUUAUACAGGUGAUUUUAUUCUUAAUAUUCCAUUUGGAAAAGGUCGUCGACAAUAUGCAUCAGGAAAUUUAUAUGAAGGAAUGUGGGUAAAUGGUAAACGACAUGGAUAUGGAGUAUUUUCAUGGAGUAAUGGAAAUGGAGAAUAUAUAGGACAAUGGAAAAAUGGUGUACAGAAUGGACAUGGUAUUCAUAUAUGGUAUAUUAUUCGAGCUGAAGAAUCUCAAUAUGCAUUAAGAAAUUAUUAUGAAGGAAAUUUUUUUGAUGGUCGUCGACAUGGACAAGGAACAUUUUAUUAUUCAAGUGGAACAAAAUAUAUAGGCGAAUGGAAAGCAGAUCAAAAACAUGGAAAUGGAAAAGUCAUCUUAAGAAAUGGUACAGUAAUCGAAGCUGAGUUUUUAAAUGAUCGUAUAAUAACACCUUUAACAAGUGAUAUGACUUCAAUGUUAGAAAUUGAAUUACCUGAAAUUGUAUCUAAAACACCAAUACCAUCUGCAUCCAAUACACUUGAUCCAUUGAAUUUAACACGAAGUGAAAGUCGAAAUACAAUUACUCCUAAUUUUAAAUUACAAUUUGAUGGUGCUUUACAUCAUCUUUCAAGUAAAGAUGAUGAUAAAAAGAAAAUUACCGAUCAGGUUUUUCAUGUUUUAUUUCGUCAUCUUCCACAAUUAAAACAAAUCUAUCGUAUUUAUGCUCGAUUAGGUGUUGAUUUACAAACAAAUAUUGAUAAUACAUUUUUAAUGGCACGUAUUCAAUUUUGGCGUUUUAUUCUUGAUUGUAAUUUACAUAGUUAUGGUGUUACACCAAUUGAAUAUGAUCGAUUGAUUGCCGAAUGUUUACCAACAGAAAAUAUGCAUGGACCAGAUGAAUCAAUUUUAGUACGAGAAUUUUUAAAUGCUAUUGCUAUUAUUAGUUUUCAUUUACAUCGAUUAAAAAAAAUACAAAGUGAAUCUUCAUCAGAAAAACAACCAAUUAGCUUACAAAUUGCUUCUUCAAUGGAAACAAUUAUUGAAAAAAAUAUUUUACAUUUAGCAGGAAAUAUUCGAGGUAAUCUAUUUACCGAUUCACAAAAAUAUCUACAAGCCUCUCGAUAUAAAGAUCAAUGUCACAAGAUAUAUUUAACAUUUUGCACAAAAAAUAAGGAUAAACCAUAUGAUAUGACGAUGCAAAAACGUGAUUUUUUAUUAAUGAUUAAACGUCUUCAAUUAAUUGAUCCUCUACAUUUAACAGCAUCACGUAUUAUAUCAAUAUUAGCUGAUGAUGAUCCAAAUAUUCGACCAUCAGGUUCAACAAAUGCUGCAGAUAUUCGUUUAGAUAUUGAAAUGUGUUUUCUUGAAUUUUUCGAAGCCUUAAUUGCUUGUGCACUUAUUCAUCCAGGUAGUAAAUAUUAUAAUACUUAUGUUAAACCACCAAAAACAGCUACAUCUGAACAUAGUCUUGGUUCUCAACCAUCUAUUGGUUCGCCAAGUGUUCAUGAUCGACAACAAGAAAGUCGACAAUCAGAAUAUCCAGCGAUUGUUGUUCGUGAAGUAUCUGAUUUAACACAUGAAACACCAGAUGAUAUCGAUAAAUCUCGUUCAUUAGCAAGUCGUGAACAUGAAAUAACAGGCAAUGUUGGUGAAACAUCAUCACCAGCGUCCUAUGCGGUAAAAGUUGAUGAUUUUUUUACUGGAAUAUUUUUACCAGCUGCUUAUUCAUUUGAAAAUAUUCGUGAACAAAUUCGUAUUGAUCAAGAAAAAACUUGGCAAGGAAUGAAAUAUGAUAAUAAUAAUAGUGAUACACCAUGGCCUAAACAAUAUGCUGUACUUAUUCAAUAA
Molecule: messenger RNA, 2559 nt
Organism: Rotaria sp. Silwood2
Lineage: Eukaryota; Metazoa; Rotifera; Eurotatoria; Philodinida; Philodinidae
Source: the annotation of a GenBank genome assembly